Lecanosticta acicola is the source of this 458-nucleotide messenger RNA. NCBI's taxonomy places the organism in Eukaryota, Fungi, Ascomycota, Dothideomycetes, Mycosphaerellales, Mycosphaerellaceae. The record is from the annotation of a GenBank genome assembly.
AUGCGCUGUUCGCGCGGUCUGUCUGGAAAGGUGAGUGAAGUCUGACAGUCUUGAUCGAAUGCAACGAGGUCGCUGAUCGCCUUGGAUAGGACCGCACAUUGUCCCGUACGUACAGUCCCUUCGAGCCUCCUUCGAUACUCGCUCUACUACUCUCUGGUGUCCGUACUAACGCGAUCCGAAGUCUCCCGAUAGUACGGCCGAAGCCUGGUGAAAGAACGCCGCCCAUCAAGACACAGGCGCGCAGCGCGACUAUUCUACCAAACUUCCUGGGCCUAGUCUUCCAGGUGCACAAUGGCAAAACCUACAACGACGUGCGGAUAACGGAGGACAUGGUUGGACACAAGCUAGGAGAAUUCGCGCCGUAUGUUUGGAAGAGAUGCUCUCGAGCUAUGCACGUUGCUGAUCACAUUCGCAGAACUCGGAAGCGUUUCACAUACAAGCAGACAAAGAACAAGUAG